GCAGGCCGGAGAGAUGAUAAAGGGACUGGUGGAAGGCCGCGAGCUGCGACUCUUCUGAGCUGCUCCUUCGCCACCGUUCUGGCUCCAGGACGAGAUUGCCGAGAAAAUCUGCCAAAACCAAGAGUAAUGGCCUCGCAUACUCUUGUACUUCCGAACAAGCCUCUGAAUCUCACCUGCCUGCCCCAGGGUGAUUUCACCAGCAUCCAGUGGCUGAAGGAGAACCAGUAUCUUCAGCACAACCAUCAACUGCAUUCGUCUGAUGGCAACCAGACUCUUGUUCGUACAGGGGUCACCUUAGCCGAUUCAGGGGCCUACCAGUGUGAAGUCAGAAACCUGGCCAACUGCAGCAGCAGCGACCCUGUGGUCAUCUCUGUAGCCUAUGGACCGGACGCCGUUGAAAUAAGCCCCUCUGGAAACAUAACCCAGCUCUUCGGUUCCCCUUUGAAUCUAACUUGCAGUGCCGAUUCUGUCCCUGCUGCCGAAUACAGCUGGUUUUUCAAUAACACCCUUGUGGGUCUUGGGAGAGUCAUGACCAUUAAUUCCACAGCCUGGACACAUGAGGGGAUUUACGAAUGUUGGGCGUACAACGCUCUAACCAACCUCACAGGCCGGGCCUUGGUUACGGUAUCAGUGGUGAUUGUAGCAAGCCAAGAAUCCCCUUCUGUUCAGCCGACAUUAAUUCCAAGAAUCAUUUCAGGCACCGUUAUUGGAAUACUGGCGGGAGUGGUUUUAAUCGUGAUCCCCGUGUACUGUUUCUGUGUCCGUGUUCAGAGUCAGAAGCCUCCACAGGUCCCGCCAAUUGUGUCCCAGUGUGACAAGAAGCCCCCUGACAUACCAGCAAAGCAUGGGCCAAAGCUGGAAAACUCCCCUGAUCCAAACUCCAUGUAUCAGGAACUCCAGUGUGGAGAUGAGGCUUUAUACCAAGAGCUGGAAAGGUGACUUCCUCUGAGCCGUACAGGGGCAAGAGGCGGCCGCUUUCCCCGCCCUGCAAUAGCCCAACUGGAUGCUUCUCCGUUCAAUGCCUUCUGCUUUAAAAGGGCUGGCCUGGCGCAGUUUGAAAUGGCAUCCAGUAUAUGUGUAUAAACCAUGGCUGUUAUAUGGCUGCCAACCUCCAGGUUUGGCCUGGAGAUCUCCCAGCAUGACAACGGCUCUCCAAAUGACAAAGAUCACUUCUCCUGGAGGAAACAGUGGCUAUGGAAGGUGGACUCUAUGGCAUCAUACCCUGCUGAGGGCCCUCCCCAGACUCCACCCCCAUGAAUUUAUUCACCUGGAGAUGAUAACAUGAGGCUAUUUUGGGGUAUUUUUUUUUCUUCCCCAGAUGAGAAAGUAUGCUUCAACGUAAUAAAUUCUGUUGGUGUAAAA
Molecule: messenger RNA, 1362 nt
Organism: Heteronotia binoei (common prickly gecko)
Lineage: Eukaryota; Metazoa; Chordata; Lepidosauria; Squamata; Gekkonidae
Product: carcinoembryonic antigen-related cell adhesion molecule 8-like
Exons: 9
Coding region: 127-939 (270 amino acids)
Biological process (GO): heterophilic cell-cell adhesion
Cellular component (GO): cell surface
Source: RefSeq, a predicted model, not a curated record